Molecule: messenger RNA, 664 nt
Organism: Nicotiana attenuata
Lineage: Eukaryota; Viridiplantae; Streptophyta; Magnoliopsida; Solanales; Solanaceae
Product: dirigent protein 22-like
Exons: 1
Coding region: 34-561 (175 amino acids)
Source: RefSeq, a predicted model, not a curated record
UAUAACAUAAUUUCUUUUGUUGAUCUUAUUAAUAUGGCAUCGAAUUCAUUCAAGUUAUCCCUCAUUUUACUUCUAACCAUAUUCAUUAAUUCAGAAGCUGAACUAGACCAACUUAAAGAAACAAGAAUGACACUCUACUUUCAAGAUUGGUCUGGUGGACCAAAUGCCACUGUGCUUCAAAUAAGAGAUCACCAAAAUGGUCCUCUGAGUUUUGCUAAGUUCGGUUCUGUAUUCGUUACUGAUGAUCCAAUAACAGAAGCCUUUGAUAAGAACUCUGCUGAAAUUGCUAGAGCUCAAGGUAUAUAUGUUACUUCUGCAUUGGAUGGAACUAUUUCUCAUGUGCUAAUAUCAAUCAUCUUCAGAAAUAAAGAAUAUAAAGGCAGCACUUUGGAAAUACAAGGCGCUAGUCCACAGUUUGAGAGGGUAAGAGAAGUGGCUGUGGUUGGUGGUACUCGAAAAUUUAGACUUGCUCGCGGAUAUGCAACUUUUGAGACUAUACACUUCGAUUUGGCUGUUCAUCACGUUGUUAUUCAGUUUAAUGUUACAGUUUUACAUUACUAAUAGACGACAUAUAAUAAUGAUAAUAGUCCGUCAGAACAAAGUGAAUUCUAGUAUGUUUAGAGUUCAAGUUUGUUUCCAAAUUGAUCUGUGUGUAAAGGCUAGC